CAACUGAGCCACACCAGCCAGGGCUUCUAUAUUUGCCUGAGCCUUCCCUGGCUCCCGCGUGCUCUCGGCGACCCAAAUUGAGCGUCCGUGCAUAACGAACUACAUUUCCCAUCGGUCUCUUCGUUAGACACCUUACAUUUCCGGUCACAUGCGACAUCAUCUAGCCCUAGGAUCGUUCCCGGCCCCGCCCUCCUGCCGCUCGGGCUCGGGGCUUGACUCUCCGCUGACGUCACGGGCUUGCAGCCCUCCCCUCUCACCCACUGCUGAACAGUCCCGGUCUCCGGGAGAGGGCGUGGCCUCUGAACGAUCGUAACGCCCAUUGGCUGUCGCGUCGCCGGGCUACGGGAGCCGGGCGGGCACAUUUCGAACAGUGGUUGGGGCGGCGGCGGCGGCCACGAAGGAUGCACCCGGCAGGCUUGGGGGCGGCGGGGACUCCCCGGCAGCGUAAGUGGCCCUCGAAGCGGAGGAUCCCUGUGUCCCAGCUGGGCAUGACUGACCCCCACCAGCUUUUCGAUGACACAAGUUCCGCCCAGAGCCGGGGCUAUGGGGCCCAGCGCGGGCCCAGCGGCCUGGGCUACCCUACAGCUUCUGCCUCGCCCCAGGCAGCCUUCCUGGCUGAUCCUGUGUCCAACAUGGCCAUGGCCUAUGGGAGCAGCCUAGCCGCGCAGGGCAAGGAGCUAGUGGAUAAGAACAUCGACCGCUUCAUCCCCGUCACCAAGCUCAAGUAUUACUUCGCUGUGGACACCCUAUACGUGGGCAAAAAGCUGGGCCUGCUCUUCUUCCCCUACCUGCACCAGGACUGGGAGGUGCAGUACCAGCAGGACACGCCGGUGGCCCCCCGCUUUGACGUCAACGCUCCGGACCUCUACAUUCCAGCUAUGGCUUUUAUCACCUAUGUCCUGGUGGCUGGCCUGGCACUGGGGACCCAGGACAGGUUCUCCCCGGAUCUCCUAGGCUUACAGGCCAGCUCGGCGUUGGCCUGGCUGACAGUGGAGGUGCUGGCCAUCCUGCUCAGCCUCUACCUGGUCACCGUCAACACUGACCUCACCACCAUCGACCUGGUGGCCUUCUUGGGCUAUAAAUACGUCGGGAUGAUUGGCGGGGUCCUCAUGGGCCUGCUCUUUGGGAAGGUUGGCUACUACCUGGUGCUGGGCUGGAGCUGCGUGUCGAUCUUUGUGUUCAUGAUCCGGACGCUGCGGCUGAAGAUCCUGGCGGAGGCCGCGGCCGAGGGAGUCCCGGUGCGCGGAGCGCGGAACCAGCUGCGCAUGUACCUGACCAUGGCCGUGGCGGCGGCGCAGCCUCUGCUCAUGUACUGGCUCACCUUCCACCUGGUGCGGUGAGGGCGCCCCGCCUCUGACCUCUGCUCCUGGCGGCGCCUCUCCGGACCCCUGCCGGCCUCCCUCAGCCGGCUGUGCUCCAGGCCCUGCCCCUCCCCCAGCCCGAGACCCUCCCGCCCCGCCGGUGCUGAGAUCCCGGCUGCACCAGCUGCGUCCCCGCGGGCGG
Molecule: messenger RNA, 1503 nt
Organism: Molossus molossus (Pallas's mastiff bat)
Lineage: Eukaryota; Metazoa; Chordata; Mammalia; Chiroptera; Molossidae
Gene: YIF1B
Product: Yip1 interacting factor homolog B, membrane trafficking protein
Exons: 9
Coding region: 402-1340 (312 amino acids)
Biological process (GO): endoplasmic reticulum to Golgi vesicle-mediated transport
Cellular component (GO): endoplasmic reticulum-Golgi intermediate compartment; Golgi membrane; COPII-coated ER to Golgi transport vesicle
Source: RefSeq, a predicted model, not a curated record